This is a messenger RNA of Chrysochloris asiatica (Cape golden mole), 2493 nucleotides long. It is a transcript of the gene ZRANB1, whose product is annotated as zinc finger, RAN-binding domain containing 1. Gene Ontology annotation, biological process: protein K33-linked deubiquitination; protein K29-linked deubiquitination; cell migration. Bases 280 to 2493 code for a protein of 737 amino acids. The transcript has 9 exons. Lineage: Eukaryota; Metazoa; Chordata; Mammalia; Afrosoricida; Chrysochloridae. Gene Ontology annotation, molecular function: cysteine-type deubiquitinase activity; K63-linked polyubiquitin modification-dependent protein binding. Gene Ontology annotation, cellular component: cytoplasm; nucleus. The record is from RefSeq and is a predicted model, not a curated record.
GUGGUGUCCUGACUGCAAUGAAACCCUUCUAGCCUAUUUUAAGCUGUCAAGCACUUUUAACACAGACCUCUCUUACCUCUUGCUUAUCUCCUUUGCAUCCCAAAGUACAAUUUCAUUGUAUUUGAGGUCUAAGAUUUUUCUUUGGAAACUUAUCUCCAGUGUCUCUGUGGAAAUAAAGAAUAUUAGAAAAAUUCACUAUGAAAUUUUAUAUGUCUCUUCUGAGAAAUGCAUGUUUUAUAAGUUGCAGAGUACUGACAUUUUCUGGGCAUAUUUUCAGAGAUGGAAUCUUGUAGUUACUGUUUUAAUAACUAUGUCCCAAUUAUUUAUAGCUUCCUGCCUGACAUAACUUGCUUCAAGAAGUGCACAAUGUCAGAACGUGGAAUUAAGUGGGCUUGUGAAUAUUGUACGUAUGAAAAUUGGCCAUCUGCAAUCAAGUGUACUAUGUGUCGUGCCCAAAGACCCAGUGGAACAAUUAUCACAGAAGAUCCGUUUAAAAGCGGUUCAAGCGAUGUUGGUAGAGAUUGGGCUCCUUCUGGCACAGAAGGAGGAAGUAGUCCUUUGAUAUGUCCAGACUCUAGUGCAAGACCGAGGGUGAAGUCCUCCUAUAGCAUGGAAAAUGCCAACAAAUGGUCAUGCCACAUGUGCACCUACUUGAACUGGCCAAGAGCAAUCAGGUGUACCCAGUGCUUAUCCCAGCGUCGGACCCGGAGUCCUACAGAAUCCCCUCAUUCCUCGGGAUCUGGCUCAAGACCCGUUGCUUUUUCCGUGGAUCCUUGUGAGGAGUACAAUGAUAGGAAUAAACUGAACACAGGGAGCCAGCAUUGGACUUGUUCUGUUUGUACCUAUGAAAACUGGGCCAAGGCGAACAAAUGUGUUGUUUGUGAUCAUCCCAGACCUAAUAACAUUGAAGCAAUUGAAUUGGCAGAGACUGAAGAGGCGUCUUCCAUAAUAAAUGAGCAGGACCGAGCACGAUGGAGGGGCAGCUGCAGCAGUGCUCACAGCCAAAGACGAUCGCCUCCUACCAUGAAACGGGACUCUGAAAUGAAAAUGGAUUUUCAGAGAAUUGAGUUGGCUGGUGCUGUUGGCAGUAAGGAAGAGCUUGAUGUGGACUUCAAAAAACUAAAGCAGAUCAAAAACAGGAUGAAAAAGACCGACUGGCUAUUCCUCAAUGCUUGUGUGGGGGUUGUGGAAGGUGACCUAGCUGCUAUUGAGGCGUACAAGUCCUCAGGAGGAGACAUUGCUCGUCAGCUCACUGCAGACGAAGUGCGCCUGCUGAACCGCCCGUCUGCGUUUGAUGUCGGCUACACGCUUGUGCAUUUGGCCAUCCGCUUUCAGAGGCAGGAUAUGCUUGCCAUACUGCUUACGGAGGUGUCUCAACAAGCAGCCAAGUGGAUUCCAGCCAUGGUGUGUCCAGAACUGACGGAGCAGAUACGCCGAGAGAUAGCUGCCUCUCUCCAUCAGAGGAAGGGCGACUUUGCUUGCUAUUUUCUAACUGACCUUGUAACAUUUACCUUGCCAGCAGAUAUCGAAGACUUGCCCCCAACAGUCCAAGAAAAAUUAUUUGAUGAGGUGCUUGAUAGAGAUGUACAAAAAGAGUUAGAAGAAGAAUCUCCAAUUAUAAACUGGUCAUUGGAAUUGGCCACACGCUUGGACAGUAGGCUGUAUGCACUGUGGAAUCGGACAGCAGGAGACUGUUUACUUGACUCUGUGCUACAAGCCACCUGGGGCAUUUAUGACAAGGACUCAGUGCUUCGCAAAGCCCUUCAUGACAGCCUGCAUGACUGUUCACAUUGGUUUUAUACACGCUGGAAAGAUUGGGAGUCGUGGUAUUCUCAGAGCUUUGGUUUACAUUUCUCCUUGAGGGAAGAACAGUGGCAAGAAGACUGGGCCUUCAUCCUCUCUCUUGCCAGCCAGCCUGGAGCCAGUUUGGAGCAGACACACAUUUUUGUACUUGCGCAUAUUCUAAGACGACCAAUUAUAGUUUAUGGAGUGAAAUAUUAUAAGAGUUUCCGAGGCGAAACUUUAGGCUAUACCCGGUUUCAAGGUGUGUAUCUGCCUCUGUUGUGGGAACAGAGUUUUUGUUGGAAAAGCCCCAUUGCUCUGGGCUACACUAGGGGCCACUUCUCUGCUUUGGUUGCCAUGGAAACUGAUGGCUAUGGCAGCCGAGGGGCUGGUGCUCACCUGAACACGGAUGAUGAUGUCACCAUUACCUUUCUGCCUCUGGUUGACAGUGAGAGGAAGCUGCUCCAUGUGCACUUCCUGUCCGCUCAGGAGCUUGGCAACGAGGAGCAGCGGGAAAAGCUGCUCAGGCAGUGGCUGGACUGCUGUGUGACCGAGGGAGGGGCUCUCGUCGCCUUGCAGAAAAGCUCCCGCAGGCGCAAUCACCCCCUAGUCACCCAGAUGGUAGAAAAAUGGCUUGACCGCUACCGACAAAUCCGGCCCUGCACGUCCCUGUCAGAUGGAGAGGAAGACGAGGAUGAUGAAGACGAAUGA